GUCACCCCGCUGCAAUAAUGACCCGGGUCUUGACCCUUGCGUUGUGUCUACUGGUCAUGUUUAAAUCUGGAAUCUGUGACUUUCCUUUAAACACUUGCGACCCCAUAAGCACGUGUUCAUGUGAAACUUGGGAAGGACGAAUUGACCUUCACGCACUUGCUAAUACCGACGGGACUCCGCGGUUCCGGGACAUCCCCGACCCCGACGGGAAGACGUUCUACUCCUGGAACCCCUGCUAUGGAUUCGAUGAGGAAGGAUGCCGGGAUGUGGCGAUGUGUAAGAUCACGGACCACGGCUUGUCCAGCAUGAGUCUGGGUCAGCAGUCCAGUCGUCUCUAUGUGGCCGACACACGGUAUGGACAGUUGCUGCAAUACACGCAGUGGGGAGGUGCGAACAAUUCAGGAAACGUCAUCCUAACCUGUGAUCACACUGCGGAAGGCAGCGUUACUCGACGCCCGGACAGUGACAGCGGCAGGUACUUCUACCUAGAAUUGAGGAGUAAGUACGCAUGUCCGGUCAAAAUAAAUAGAAGCACAACAGCGCCGCCCACUGAGUCCACAACUAGGCAUCGACGGCCGAUACCCCUUGCGUUCAUUAGACCAGCGAUAACACCCUCCUCUCCUACCUCCCCGCCACUGUUAGCUCUGAACACACUAAGUACAGUCUUCAUCUGUCACAUGUAA
This is a messenger RNA of Haliotis rufescens (red abalone), 683 nucleotides long. RefSeq lists its product as uncharacterized. The transcript has 5 exons. The coding region runs from base 18 to 683 and encodes 221 amino acids. The record is from RefSeq and is a predicted model, not a curated record. Gene Ontology annotation, cellular component: trans-Golgi network. Lineage: Eukaryota; Metazoa; Mollusca; Gastropoda; Lepetellida; Haliotidae.